Messenger RNA from Lathyrus sativus (Indian pea), 777 nucleotides. The record is from the annotation of a GenBank genome assembly. NCBI's taxonomy places the organism in Eukaryota, Viridiplantae, Streptophyta, Magnoliopsida, Fabales, Fabaceae.
AUGACCAAGGUGAUUUCCUUGACGUCAGUAAUUGAUGAUAUAUAUGAUAACUAUGGUACAAUAGAAGAACUACAACUUUUCACUCAAGCAAUUCAAAGGUGGGAUAUAAGUUGCAUGGAUUUUUUACCAGAAUAUAUGAAAUUUUGCUAUAAAGCCCUUUUGGAUGUUUAUGAGGAAAUAGAGCAAGAGAUGGUCAAAGAAGGAAGAGUUUUUUGUGUAAAUUAUGUCAAAAAUGAAAUGAUAAGAUUGGUGGAGGCCUACUUGAGUGAGGCCAAAUGGUUCAGUGAAAACUGCAUACCAACAAUGGAAGAAUACAUGGCUCUUGGAAGAGUAACUUCUGCUUACUAUCUACUCACAGCAACAUCUUUCAUUGGAAUGGGAUGCAUUGCUACAGAAGAAAUUUUCAAAUGGUUAACUAAUAACCCAAAAAUUGUUAAUGCUUCAUCAAGAAUUUGCAGACUCAUGGAUGAUAUUGUUUCCAAUGAGUUUGAGCAAAAGAGAGGGCAUGUUGCAUCUUCUAUUGAGUGCUACAUGAAUGAACAUGGUGUAACUAGAGAAAAUGCAAUUGAUGAGCUUUCAAGACAAGUUACAAAUGCUUGGAAGGAUAUGAAUGAAGAACUUCUUGAUUCAAAUGAUGUGCCAAAGCCUCUUCUUAUGCGAGUUCUCAAUUUAUCACGUGUCAUUCAUGUGCUAUAUAAAGAUGAAGAUUGCUACACUAACUCCCAAGGAUCAACAAAGAAUGACAUAACAUCUUUGUUGGAUCCAUGUCCAAUAUGA